This is a messenger RNA of Cyclocybe aegerita, 642 nucleotides long. The record is from the annotation of a GenBank genome assembly. Lineage: Eukaryota; Fungi; Basidiomycota; Agaricomycetes; Agaricales; Hemipholiotaceae.
AUGUCGAAAAACGAGGACUGGGAACUGCGCAGCUGCACCCCGUCUCCCACCCUCCAGUCUCCUAAUCCGAAGAGUCCCAAAUUAAAUGGUAGCCCCUCUGCGAUCAUUAGCGCUGGUGCAGUCCAGCUUCUCUACCGUUUCGCCGAGGAUGGCGAUGUUGUGUCUGGACCGCACGUGUCCUCCGGGACCUUUCGACGGGGGCGCUCUUCCAGUGGGACAGCCAUCUGGGACAAAUGUUUCCCUGUAUACAACGAACAAUGGGAACAUCUAGUUCAGAACUCCGUCUUGUAUGUGAUGACGGAUUUUAUUUUUCGCCCUAUGCCACCUAGUUCGAACUGGGAACACACUUCCACCGCUGUCCCAACUGCGUCCCCCUUCCAGCAGCCAUUGACCACCACUUCAACAUUCUCCUUUGCGAUGCCCCAAAGGUCGUAUAUCCUUCAAGAGUGGCCGCUCCUUUGUCCAAUUGCUGGAUGCGACCAGCGUACCAGGGACAGGAGGGACAUGAAGAGACACCUGGAGUCAGAGAAGCACAAAGAGAAGAGUUUCUCUUGUGAUCCCUAUGUGGGCAAGUGCGGCAAGAGGCUCACUAGAACAGAUGGUGCAAAGAGGCAUGCGAAGCACCAAGAUUUCGACUUCUGA